AUGUCCGAGAAUGACGCCGCCCGCAUCAGCUCUUUAACGAGCGCGAGAAGAAACACAAACGCAAACAUAGCCACCGGCAGUAAUCGCUCCUCCGUCACCUUCAAACCCUUACCCCAGACCUCCGUCCCGGCACGUGCCCAUUCGUCGAAAUCGGCCGCCGACGACCAUACCCGCUGGAGAUACUCCAAAGACGAAACCCAGAUCUCGCCCAAGUCGGCCGCCGCCGCCGCCGCCGGGGUCCGCACCAAUCGAUCGCCUUCGUCCGUCUCCAGCGCCGUGUCCGCCGCUGGCCGACGCCUGAGCGACCUCGCAACUUAUCGCCGCGACCUCGCGAUCGCCGAGAGUUCAUCUCGCAAUGCCCCCCCCUGCGGUGGUUCGGAACUGUCCAACAUUGCUCCCUGGAUGUCGACCGACGCUCCUGCGGGCUCCUCCUCGUCCAAGGCCCUGGCCACGACCUUCUUCAAUGACUCCAGCGACAGUCUCUCCAUCGCCUCGCCCAUCUCUCCCAGCCUGCACCCGGGUGAUGCUCUGUACGGCGGCGUGGCGUCGGGAAUGUCAGGAAUGGGAGUCGGCAUAGCUAUUGGAGAGGCACCUCGACGGGGCCUGCCUGGAACCGCCUCCUUUGAUACCAACUACGAUUCCACGGAUGGAGCCUACUACGCCACCGACGGAAGGCGCCCUUCGGUUGCCAGCAUUGUCACCACGGCCAGCAGCCAGGGCUCCAAAGCCAGCGGGCCCCGUGGCGGCUUCCGCAAACUUCAGGGCUUCUUUGGCGAGGAGUUCCCCGGUCGCGACAGCUCCGAGAGUAGCCUGCCGGCCUCGCUUGCCGGCAAGGAUCAGCGCUCGCGUUCCUACAGCCACACCCGACCCCCGUACCGUGAUCGAAACUACUCCAAUGCCACCGACCCGAGAGACACCUCGCCUACCUCGUCGCGGCCGAGGACUCCGGUUCCCGCUCCCGAAGUCGUACCGUUCCUGUACCAGGACAAUGCAGACAUCGCCAGAUACGGAGAGGCCCCCGUCCGCGAUGUCAUGACCGGCCCCGACCGCGAGCGCUACGCCAGCGAAAGUGCCUCCUCUCAGGCCGCCCACAAACCCUCGACCGCCUCGUCUCGCUCCGCCCUCGUCCAUCUCCCGGGCCACUAUCACCGCCACAACAGGAGCAGCGAGGACCAGAGGUCUCUGAGACCGACCCCUAGCAGGGACGAUUCCUUCACGAGCUACCACAACCCCCGCGAGCGCGGCGCCACCAUGUACAGCCAAAAGUCGAGAGCGCAGAGCCCGACACCGAGCGCGAGGAGCAUGACCGGCAACAGCGCAAGGUCCGUCCUUGCCCCCGGCCAGACGUCGCCUGUGCACCAUGGCAAGCGAGGCCUCCUCGGCCGCCUCCGUCGGAAUAAGGAGAAGGACGACGUAGCCCGCUUGCGCGACCUGCCACCCUCGACCAAGUCUCUGCAGCCGAAGCCGUCCAGCGUGGACACGCCGCGAACCGACGCGCCCUCGCUCUCGCCCUAUGUGGCUGCCUACUGGCCCAGCUCCACCGACCUGACCGAGACGCAGGAUGCUCGCAGCAUCAACCUCGCCGGCUCUCGAGGGGCAACCUUCAACAACAAGUUCCCCUUUUCCAAAAAGAACCGGACGAAUCGGGGGUUUGACUAUGAGGAGACUAUCGGCCCUACCGAUGCUAGUGACCCGGGCCACGUCUACCACCUCGACACGAACCUGAAUGACAUGGAGGGCAUCCUGACCAAGCCGCCCCGCCUGGCACCGAUAGACGCCCCUGUUGUCAACAAUGUCAGUGCUUCCGAGCGGAAAGAGUCGCUCACCGAAGGGGUCAAGGGAGGCUGGGAUGCCCCCGACAGCUGGGCCGUCCGCCGCGGUACGGAGGAGACGUCCACCCACACCCCUGACGCCGAUGAAGCCGGAAGCCCGCCCCGUCCGGACGAAAAGCUGGCCCCGUACUGCAUUCGUAUCUUCCGCUCCGACGGCACUUUCUCCACCCAUUCCAUGCCUCUAGAUGCCUCCGUCGCCGACGUGGUCGCCCAAGUGGUGAAGAAGACGUAUGUCGUCGACGGCCUCGAGAACUACCAUAUCAUCAUGAAGAAGCAUGACCUCGUUCGCGUUCUCACCCCCCCGGAGCGCCCGCUGCUCUUGCAGAAGCGGCUCUUGCAGCAAGUCGGCUACGAGGAGACGGAUAGAAUCGAAGAUCUCGGCCGGGAGGACAUCGGGUACCUUUGUCGCUUCAUGUUCCUCUCGGCAAGAGAGAGCGAUUUCCACGCCAAGACGACUGAUCAGGGCAUCUCCCGUUUCCAGAAGUUCAAUUACGUGGACCUCUCCGGUCGCAACCUCGUCACCAUCCCCAUUUCGCUCUACUCCAAGGCCGCUGACAUCGUCUCUUUGAAUCUGUCGAGGAACUUGUCCUUGGACGUGCCGCGGGACUUUAUACAGUCGUGCAAGCAUCUACGCGACAUCAAGUAUACCAACAACGAAGCACGCAGGCUCCCCCUGAGCUUGGGCCGGGCCGAGAAGCUCACGUACCUUGAUGUCUCCAACAACAGGUUGGAGCAACUGGAACACGCCGACCUCGACAGCCUCGCAGGCCUCCUCAAGAUGAACCUCGCCAACAACAGGCUGACGCAUCUGCCACAGACCUUCGGCAUGUACCAGGCACUGAGGAGCUUGAACAUCUCGUCAAACUUCCUCGACAGGUUCCCUCCAUUCUUGUGUGAGCUGCAAAGUCUCGUGGAACUGGACCUCAGCUUCAAUGCCAUCGAAAGCCUCCCAGACGAGAUUGGAAAUCUGAAAAAUCUGGAAAAGCUGCUCAUCACCAACAACCGACUGUCCGGCGAGCUUUCCGAGGGCUUUCGCCAACUCAUCAGCUUGCGAGAGCUCGACGUGAAGUUCAACUCCAUUUCGAGCAUUGACAUUAUUGCCGACCUUCCAAAGCUGGAGCUCCUGCAGGCGGCCCACAACCACGUGUCCUCGUUUGUCGGCAAGUUCGAGCGGAUUCGCCAGCUGAGGCUCAAUUCAAACCCGCUGAACAAGUUUGAAAUCAUCGAACCAGUCCCGACUCUGAAGACGUUAAACCUGUCGCACGCCCAGCUAGCCAGCAUUGACUCGGCCUUUGCCAACAUGAUGAACUUGGAGCGCCUCGUACUGGACAAAAACUACUUCGUCUCCCUACCGCUGCAGCUUGGGACCCUUAGCAAGCUGGAACAUUUCAGUAUCGCCAAUAACUCGGUUGGCGAGCUCCCGCCGCAGAUCGGAUGCCUGACGGAGCUGCGGGUGUUGGACGUUCGCGGGAACAACAUUUCUAAGCUUCCCAUGGAAAUUUGGUACGCAAAUAAGCUCGAAACCUUCAACGCCUCGUCGAAUGUCCUGGAAGCGUUCCCCAAACCUGCGUCGAGACCCCCUCGACUACCAGGGGAGGAACCUGCAGGGCCGCCUACGGUGCAGAAUGGCAAGCCGCUGCAUCGGGAUGUGCUGUCGUCGAUGCCAAGCUCCGAGGAUCUACCCGAUGACAGGAGGCCAAGCCAAGCGUCAAGCACGCUGCUCAGCGUCGGCCCGUCGCCUCUUCAGAUAGGUUCCGAUCGUAAGAGCUCGGUCGUGUCUGUCUACGGCAAGGGGGGUCGCAAAACAUCUGUAGUGUCCCGAGCCGCAUCGCAGGCAACAGUCUCCAGCACAACACCGCCGGCCAACAUUAGGAAGGACUCAGGUCUGUCAUCGAGGCUGACAAGCACCUUUGCCGGCUCGCUGCGAAACCUGUACCUGGCGGACAAUCGGCUGGACGAUGACGUUUUCGAUCAAAUUACUCUCCUGUCCGAGUUACGAGUGUUGAACUUGUCAUACAACGAAGACAUUAGUGACAUGCCGCAGAGGUCCAUAAAGAGCUGGCCGCAGCUUGUGGAGCUCUACCUUUCUGGGAACGGUCUCACGUCGGUUCCGGCCGAUGACCUCGAAGAAUCCAGUCUCCUCCAGACUCUGUAUAUUAACGGGAAUAAGUUUACGAACCUGCCGGCCGACAUAUCGAGGGCUAAGAAGCUCGCCGUCUUCGACUGCGGGAACAACUACCUAAAGUACAACAUCUCCAAUGUGCCCUAUGACUGGAACUGGAACCUGAACCCGAACCUGCGCUACCUGAAUCUGUCCGGCAACAAGCGGCUCGAGAUUAAGCAGACCGCGUGGGGUGGCAUAGACGGCCCUGGAUCGGUCAACAGGGAGCAGUACACGGACUUCAAUCGCCUACUACAUCUCAGGAUACUGGGGCUCAUGGAUGUCACCUUGACCCAGCCCAGCAUCCCCGACCAGAGCGAGGACAGGCGUGUACGAACUUCUGGCUCUCUGGCCGGACACCUGCCAUAUGGUAUGGCUGACACGCUUGGGAAGAACGAGCAUCUGUCGACGGUUGAUUUGGUCGUGCCUCGCUUCAACUCGUCCGAGACCGAGAUGCUCCUGGGCUUGUUCGACGGCCAAGCACUAUCCAGCGGUGGCUCUAAAAUCGCAAAGUACCUGCACGAGAACUUUGGAAACAUUUUCGCCAUGGAACUGAAGGGGCUCAAAACGCGCCAAAACGAGACCCCCGUUGACGCCCUUCGAAGGGCCUUCCUGGCGUUGAAUAAGGACCUCGUGACAAUUGCGGUUCAGCACACAGAGGAACGGCCGACGGCGACGCAUAGGGGAUCGGCGCAGCCGGUCGUAUUGAGCAAAGAGGAUCUCAACUCCGGCGGUGUCGCCACCGUCGUCUACCUUCAAGGGACAGAACUUUACGUCGCCAAUGUCGGCGAUGCCCAAGCCAUGGUUAUUUGCACCGAUGGCAAGCACCGAAUCCUGACACGAAAGCACGAUCCGGCCGAACCCGACGAACGUUCAAGAAUUCGCGAGGCUGGCGGUUGGGUCUCUCGGAAUGGCCGGCUCAACGACCUGUUGCAGGUGUCAAGAGCCUUUGGCUACGCUGACUUGAUGCCUGCCAUACAGGCGGCGCCUCAUGUUAGCACAAUGACCGUCAAGGAGCAUGAUGACAUCAUCCUGAUGGCCACCAGUGAGCUCUGGGAAUAUCUUUCCCCGGGCCUGAUCACAGAUGUCGCCAGGGCCGAGCGUCAAGAUCUCAUGCGCGCGGCCCAGAAGCUUCGAGAUUUGGCCAUGGCGUACGGUGCGUCAGGCAAGAUCAUGGUCAUGAUGAUUAGCGUUGCGGACUUGAAGCGGAGGGUGGAGCGGUCUCGUCUCCAUCGCGGCACAAGCAUGUCGCUGUAUCCAUCUGGAAUACCGGGCGAGGCUCAGUCCCUCAAUACGAGACGGGGUCGCAAGGGCAAGGGAGACGUUUUGGAUUCGUCCCUCAACCGUCUCGAAGCAGAGAUUCCAGCGCCGACGGGAAACGUGUCCAUUGCCUUCACCGACAUCAAAAACUCGACGACGAUGUGGGAAAUGUAUCCCAGCGCGAUGAGAUCUGCCAUCAAGCUCCACAACGAAGUAAUGCGGCGACAGCUUCGGCGAAUCGGAGGGUACGAAGUAAAGACGGAAGGCGACGCCUUCAUGGUGUCGUUCCCAACGGCCACUUCUGCGCUGCUGUGGUGUUUUGCCGUGCAGAUGCAGCUGCUGGACGUGGCCUGGCCGUCAGAGAUCCUCACCUCCGUAUCAUGCCAACCUAUCCACGACAAGGACAACAGCGUGAUAUUCAGAGGCCUGUCCGUGAGGAUGGGUAUCCAUUUUGGAGACUGCGUGAGCGAAACGGAUCCUGUCACCCGCCGCAUGGAUUACUUUGGGCCCAUGGUCAACAAGGCAUCCCGAAUCUCUGCCGUGGCCGAUGGCGGCCAAAUCACGGUCUCGUCGGAUUUCAUCUCUGAGAUUCAGAGGUGCCUGGAGACCUACCAAGACACGGAGCGCAAUAACUCGGCCGGUUCCGAAGAUGCGUUUGAGGACGAGUCAUUCGCCACUGCCAUCAGGAAAGACUUGAGAUCGCUCACCUCCCAAGGAUUCGAGGUCAAGGAGAUGGGGGAGAAAAAGCUCAAGGGGUUGGAAAACCCCGAGGUGGUGUACUCACUGUACCCGCACGCACUCGCCGGCCGCAUCGAUCACCACCAGCAGCACGAGAGGCGAGACGAGGGGCCCGACAAACCCGUGGUUAUUGCCUCCGGCGACGAGCCGUCCUUUGACCCCGAGUCCACCUGGGCCCUUUGGAGAGUCAGCCUCCGCCUGGAGAUGCUUUGCAGCUCCCUGGAGGAUACUCGAGGUAUCGGGUUGCAACUCCCUGAGACGGAACUGCUGCAGCGCAUGAAGACCAGAGGAGGCGAAGUGACGGAGCAGUUUUUGGUCAAUUUCAUGGAGCAUCAAGUGACCAGGAUAGAGUCCUGUGUAUCGAACCUCGCCUUGCGGCACAUUGCCAAGGGUGGAGGCACCCUGCGCGAGCUCAAUGAUCUGCGAGGACCCAUGGCGGACGUCCUGGACCUUUUUGCCGCGCAGAAAAAGGAGCUGGAGCGAUACAAGAAACUGUAUGGCCCUCUCUCGGAACCGGUCGAGGCCGUCUGCGAUGUGGAUAGUAAGAUCACGGAGCAGGUCGUGGACAAGAAAAGCGACGCUUCGUCCUCCGACGAGGGCUCAGAUGUGUUUUGCGAUCCGGAGCAGGACUGA
Messenger RNA from Drechmeria coniospora, 6624 nucleotides. Its product is annotated as adenylate cyclase, ACY. The record is from RefSeq and is a predicted model, not a curated record. The transcript has 3 exons. Gene Ontology annotation, biological process: cAMP biosynthetic process; intracellular signal transduction. The coding region runs from base 1 to 6624 and encodes 2207 amino acids. Gene Ontology annotation, molecular function: adenylate cyclase activity; protein binding; magnesium ion binding. NCBI's taxonomy places the organism in Eukaryota, Fungi, Ascomycota, Sordariomycetes, Hypocreales, Ophiocordycipitaceae.